Osmia lignaria (orchard mason bee) is the source of this 3835-nucleotide messenger RNA. It is a transcript of the gene Pbp95, whose product is annotated as proximal sequence element A Pbp95. NCBI's taxonomy places the organism in Eukaryota, Metazoa, Arthropoda, Insecta, Hymenoptera, Megachilidae. Gene Ontology annotation, molecular function: RNA polymerase III type 3 promoter sequence-specific DNA binding; RNA polymerase II cis-regulatory region sequence-specific DNA binding. The record is from RefSeq and is a predicted model, not a curated record. Gene Ontology annotation, cellular component: snRNA-activating protein complex. Gene Ontology annotation, biological process: snRNA transcription by RNA polymerase II; snRNA transcription by RNA polymerase III.
AUAUGUUUUCUAAUUGUUACAUUGUUACGUUUGGUGAUACUUGUCAUGUAUGUAUGUACAUAUGUACCUAUCCGUACUUACCUAUAUAUGUAUAUGUAUAUACGUACUCAUGUUAAUCGGCAUGAAAAGCAUAUAAUCAACCGAAACUAAAAGCUGUAUAAAAGAUUUGUUUUUUAUUCGUUAGUCAUGAACACGUUAACGAGUGACAAUGAUUUAUUCAAUACAUUGGUGUUAGAAAACAUCUCGCCUCAAUGUCGUAACGAAAGUAAUUUUAAAACUGCUUACGAAAUAAAUCAAUUCGAAAAAAGUAAUAUCUUGGAAGCAUCUAUCAAUGAUUGUUCAUUGCAAGAAAUAUAUCAAAGUAAAAACGACGUUAUGGAAUGCAAUGUCGAAGAUUGUAAUAGUGUGUUGAACGUUAAUGAGCAAAUAAUUUCCUCUUUGUUAGAUUUAAAAAGACACAUAACCUCUGCUCUUCAGAAAUGUGAAAAAAAAUUGAUAGUGAUAGAAACAAGUUUACAGAAACAUUCAGGUGGAGAUACAAAGAUUUUAAUUUGUAAUGCUGGUAUACCAUACUUCAAAGAUAGAAAUUACUUUUUUCCACCUAAAAACGAAGAUGAAAUACUAAAAGAAAAUUGGAAAGAACUGCAGCUGAGAAAUCUUCCCAAAGUCUGUUCAUGGACAAUUAAGGAAAGAAACGUACUUCUAAAAGCAAUAAAAGAAGAAGCUAUCGCUGAUGUACUACGUUCUCAAAAGACAGAUUGUACGACGGUUGAUGGGCUAACAGUUAAAUCUAUUAUUAAGGUUGAAGAGGAGAGGAGAGAGGACAAAACGUUCCCACCUACAGAUUUCUCAGAAAUUGUUGGCCCAUUAGAAAAAAAAGAAUUUGAUUGGUUCAAAAUAUCGUCUAUUCAUUUUGACGAUAUACAUUCUCCGCUUGAUUGUCGUGUUAUGUGGAACGUUUUCCUUCAUCCUGAUAUCAACAAAAACGUUUGGCCAAAAUCGGAAGACGUUAAAUUGAAAGAAAUUGUAAAGAAACAUAAAUUUCAAAACUGGGACAAAAUUGCUAAAGAUUUGAGUACAAAUCGCACUGCGUAUCAAUGUUUUAUUAGAUACAACACGACUAAAAAGUUGCCUAAAGUUCAAAAUUACACGUGGAAAUCUGAAGAAGACGAGAGACUUUUAAAACUGGUCGAUAUAUUUAAAAUCGGUGAUUUUAUUCCCUGGGGUGAAGUGGCCAAUUGGAUAAAAAAUAGAACUAAACAACAAGUUUACUUCAGGUGGACGUACAGCUUGUCGCCUUAUUUAAUCAAAGGUAGAUUCACUAAAGCCGAAGAUAAACUUUUAAAAGAUGCUGUUAUUAAGUAUGGUACAAAUUUUCGUAAAAUAUCAGCUGCAUUAAUGCCUAAUAGAUCGACCGUUCAACUUCAUGAUCGUUAUGAAAUAUUAAUCUCCAAUCAAAUUGAAAAAAGGAAAGUAUGGACGUUUGCAGAAGAUUCAAAAUUGCUUGAUCUGUUUGCACGUUUUGGUCCAAAUUGGUCGAGAAUAGCUAAAGCAUUUUCAAGCAAAACUAGAACUCAGCUGAGACAUCGGCACACAGCUCUACAGAAGUACAUUAAAAGAGGCAUUUCUCUGCCUGAACUACAUAGAAAUCAGUUCCCUACUAUCAACAAAACCAGAAAUAAACAGAGGGAAAAGAUAUCUUACAAGGAUACACUUGAUCAAAUUAUGAAUCCAUCGAACGAACACAAUGACAAUAAUAUAGAUACAGAAUUAAUCAAGUAUUUUUAUACAAAACAAAAAGCAACGCUCGUUCAUAAGAAUAAGCUUUAUACUACCGAACAGUUAUCACACGAUACAAAAAAGUUGUACAGUAUUUUACAACAAUUACAUGCUAAACUUCGCAUACCCGAUAACAUCGCUAAUAUAAAAUUAACCGAUAAAGAUCAACAACUUUUAUAUUCAUUGAAAGAAUAUGCAAAGCUGAAGAGUGAUACGGAAAAACGCUUUCAAGUUAUAGAUGAAUGCAGUUUACGCAUGUUUGGAACAAAUCAUGAUAAACGAGAAGAUUCUCACUUUAUACCGCCACCUCCUUCUGAUUCGCAAAUAAAAUUGAAAUCAAGUAAAUCGGUCGAAAGUAAAUGCAUUGAUUACAAUUUAAAUACAAACGAUAAGUUUUUAGUUGACAAACCGGCAGAAAUGAGUACUCCAGAUUUUGUCAUUUCUCACAUUGGUGGUCACGAGCAACAAUUGCAGUUUCAAAAAUUAAAUCGGUUAUUUCAAGUUACCGAUGUCGGCGAUAAACGGUCUUACUUACGAAAUGCUUCUAUACGUCCAACCAAAAUAUUCUUGUUACAGCAAAAUAAUAAUAACUUGACCGAUAGAAAGGAUUCAAGUGGCAACGAUAAAUUAACAGAAAUCGGAACAAUGGUUCGUUCUGAAUGCAAUGCUAUAUCCUUCGAAAGAAAAAGUGUCGAUACUCGUAGGCAUGUAAAGUUACAAAGCGAUAAUCACAGGAAAUCGCGCAUGGAAACCGUUAAAAAAAAUUACGCGUUAUUUACUAUGCCCGAAGAGAUUCGGUAUUCAUCGUCUACUUCCGAAACAGAGAUAACUACGGAAAAGGAUGUAUCCGUGAUAGAAGCAACCUAUGCAACCAUGUUGAGUUUCAAAAAUUUAAUACAUUUCAAACGAUUUAAUGAAAGUUAUAUCGGAUCGAAUCAAUUUUUGACGCAACAAUCGUAUAGGUUUGAGGAAGCGUUCAAAUUAUUGGAAACUCGUUUAGAACAACUAUUUCGGUAUCCAAUAGGUUUGUCAAAAACUGCAUUGCCAGAAGUUUAUGUAAUAGAUACCACGGAGAACACAAAUUCGAAUGGAAAAUCUUCCGAUGUAUCGAAAAUAAAAAAGUUACAAACAUUCGAUAAAAGUAAUAAAGAUGUAAGCUGAUAAAAUAUGGUAAAAUUGAUUUAUUAACCGUUUUUCGUUCAUCAGCGAUCGAACGGUAUAUACUCGAAAAUCGAAGUAUCCCUCUUUAUUAUUGUAGUAAUAAACGUGUUUUCGAUUUCCCAAAAUCCUUUAUAUGAAAAAAGGUUGCACACCUUUCUCUUAUACUCUUUUAAAGAUUUAAAAAAAAAACCAUCCCCGCGUUUUUUUCCCGUUUUGGGGAAACACCCUCCCCCUGUCGUCCUCCACUAGAACACGUCCCAGUUGGGUUGACGUUCUUAGAUCAUAUAUACGUAUAUGGCGACAAGGCCCGUGAUGGAGCGCUUGCGAGAAAGGAUGUAUGUAAUACUCGUGCAACACCUUGCAGCCAUCACGGGAAAGAGGGGCCCAGGUGCCGUGGCGCCAUGCUCCCACUUAUAACCCCCACAAUAAUUUCGUUUCUUUAAACGGUUGAAUUAUUAGUUUCAUUUUUUGUAUUUCGUCUGUAAACAGUACAGUAUUUUAUUUAAUGAAACGACGAUGAACCGUUUAACAUUUUCUUGUCGGCCAAUUUACGUUACGCCACCAUUAAUUAUUAUGUACGGUUACGGCUAGUUGGUUUUUAGAAAAAUAUUCUAUUCAUUCCGCUUCUAUUGCAUUUCUGUGUUAUUGGCAAAAAAAAUUAAACUAGAAAAAAGAAACAAUUUUACAAAUCAUAAUAAUAUAAAUGUUAGAACAAGAAUAUGAGAAAUUCCAUGAUUUCUAGACAAACUGUUAAAACACAUUAAACGAUGAAUGCAAAUUAUAUAUAAUUCCAAGUAUUAAAAUAAAUUUAAAUACAAAUUACAUGUAAACUUGACUUAAACACAUUUUGUACAAUGAAUAAUAAAAAUAAACCCUGUGGUUUUUUUUUAUUAGA